CUUUUAUAAACCAAAAUGGGUUCAAGGGAUUGUCCUCAGGGGGACAUGUUGCAAGUGUCGAAGAGCUCGCGUUUCCAGCGCAAGCAAAUCUUGAAAUUCGUGCCACCAAUCGGUCUGACAUGCAUCAACUACAGAGAUCUUGGCGAGGUGGACUACUUCUAUCUGGACUGUCAGAAUUUCAGGGAUUACUAUCGCGACGCCGUCAACAAGCUGCAUCGUCCCGAUCGAUUCUGCCAAUACCACGGCAAAUGCGGUGUCAGAGUUGACCGCGAACUUGUGGCACUAACUGAACCCGUGCAUUGGGUUCGUGAGCGUCAGCCCGUCGUCUAUCCAGCCGAGUAUAGUCGUCGCAUGAAUCUGGACGGCAUCAUAAGGAUUGGUGCUCAUUUUCAAAGCACUUCUUCUGUUAACUUUAAGCGUUAACAUUUUCUUUCGAUAUUAAACAUACAAAAUUGCAUGUUAUAAUAAUAGACAAUUAUUUACAAUAAAAUAUUUGUUUCGU
Molecule: messenger RNA, 502 nt
Organism: Drosophila innubila
Lineage: Eukaryota; Metazoa; Arthropoda; Insecta; Diptera; Drosophilidae
Exons: 1
Coding region: 16-423 (135 amino acids)
Source: RefSeq, a predicted model, not a curated record